Zingiber officinale is the source of this 1905-nucleotide messenger RNA. RefSeq names its product inorganic phosphate transporter 1-1-like. Gene Ontology annotation, cellular component: membrane. Gene Ontology annotation, molecular function: phosphate transmembrane transporter activity. The coding region runs from base 58 to 1671 and encodes 537 amino acids. The record is from RefSeq and is a predicted model, not a curated record. Gene Ontology annotation, biological process: phosphate ion transport; transmembrane transport. The transcript is spliced from 2 exons. NCBI's taxonomy places the organism in Eukaryota, Viridiplantae, Streptophyta, Magnoliopsida, Zingiberales, Zingiberaceae.
CUGUUGUCUUGCAGAGGAAUAAGUGGAAUUAAUUAAUUAAGCGAUAUAUAUUAAUUCAUGGGGGAGCCUAAGGGAAACAACCUGCUGCAGACCCUCGAUCUCGCGAAGACGCAAUGGUACCACUUCACGGCGAUCAUCGUCGCCGGCAUGGGGUUCUUCACCGACGCCUACGACUUGUUCAGCAUCUCGCUCCUGACGAAGUUGCUCGGGAGGAUCUACUACACGGAUUACACUUCUCCUAAACCGGGGAUACUGCCGGCGAACGUCUACGCCGCCGUGACCUGCGUCGCCCUCUGCGGCACCUUAGCCGGCCAGCUCUUCUUCGGCUGGCUGGGCGACAAGCUCGGCCGGAAGUCGGUCUACGGAGUCACCCUCAUACUGAUGGUGCUGUGCUCCGUCUGCUCCGGCCUAUCCUUCGGCCACAGGGCCAAGACCACCAUGACCACGCUCUGCUUCUUCCGCUUCUGGCUCGGUUUCGGCAUAGGCGGCGACUACCCGCUCUCCGCCACCAUCAUGUCGGAGUACGCCAACAAGAAGACCAGGGGAGCCUUCAUCGCCGCCGUGUUUUCGAUGCAGGGGUUCGGCAUCCUCGUCGGAGGUAUCGUCUCCCUCAUCGUCACCUCGUCCUACAACAACAAGUACCCGCGUCCGCCCUACGAAGUCGACCCUGUGGGAUCAUUGCCGGCGCAGGCGGACUACGUGUGGCGCAUCAUCCUCAUGCUCGGCGCCGUCCCCGCCGCCAUUACCUACUACUGGCGCAUGAAGAUGCCAGAGACCGCCCGCUACACCGCCCUCAUUGAGAAGAACGCCAAGAAGGCCGCCGCCGACAUGUCCAAGGUGCUUAACAUGGACGUGGACGAGGAGGAAGCGGCGCGGGUGAUGAAGAAGCAGAAGCCGGAGUUCGGUUUGUUCUCGAAGGAGUUCUUGAGGCGGCACGGGAUCCACCUGCUGGCGACGACCACCACCUGGUUCUUCCUCGACAUCGCCUUCUACAGCCAGAACCUGUUCCAGAAGGACAUAUUCAGCGCGGUGGGGUGGAUCCCCAAGGCGAGGACGCUGAGCGCGCUGGAGGAGGCGUUCAAGGUGGCGCGGGCGCAGACCAUCAUCGCGCUCUGCGGCACCGUGCCAGGCUACUGGUUCACCGUCGCCUUCAUUGACGUGCUGGGUCGCUUCUGGAUCCAGAUCAUGGGCUUCUUCUUCAUGACCGUCUUCAUGCUCGGCAUCUCCAUACCGUACCACCACUGGACCACUUCCGGCAACCACGCCGGCUUCAUCAUCAUGUACGCCUUCACCUUCUUCUUCGCCAACUUCGGGCCCAACAGCACCACCUUCAUCGUGCCUGCGGAGAUCUUCCCAGCCCGGCUGCGGUCGACGUGCCACGGCAUCUCGGCCGCCUGCGGCAAGCUGGGGGCCAUCGUGGGCUCCAUCGGUUUCCUCUACGCCUCGCAGAGCCCCCACGCUUCGGAAAGGGACCCGGGCUACUCCGCGGGAUUCGGAGUCAGGAAGGCCCUCAUCAUGCUCGCCGCCACCAAUUUCGUCGGACUCGCCUUCUCGCUGCUGGUGCCCGAGUCCAAGGGCAUCUCGCUCGAGGAGAUGGCCCAGGAGCUGGACGACGACGCCCACGACGACGGCUAUAACGAAAAGCAACGCACAGUUCCUGUUCCUGUCUAGCUAGAUAUAUCAAACCUAAACUUCUGAAUGAUAUAUAUAUAUAUAUAUAUAUAUAUAUAUCGAUCUCUUUCCCCGUCUUCAUCCUCAAAAUCAAAAAACGGCGAUCGAUCCAUCCAUCGAUCUCUCAGUGUGCUUUAAUAUAAUAUGGAUAUAUGUACGUACGUGUGCUUCGAUGUCAUCUUGGUUUACUGUUUCUGCUUUCAUCCUAAUUAACUAUACCCAUCGGUCUUUGAA